Messenger RNA from Danaus chrysippus (African queen), 567 nucleotides. The record is from the annotation of a GenBank genome assembly. Lineage: Eukaryota; Metazoa; Arthropoda; Insecta; Lepidoptera; Nymphalidae.
AUGUUGUCGUAUGCCGUGAUUUGGCCGACAUGCAGUAUUGUUCAAGAGUAUAUAGAGAAUGGUACGACUAUAGAGAAUGCUGAUUGGGAAAGAGCUGGUCGUUUCGGUAUAUUCGGAACAUUCUUCAUGGCUCCAGUAUUCUAUACUUGGAUGAAAUACACCAGCCGUUUCUUCAAACACAAGAAUCUCCGUACAGCAGUAACUAGAGCUAUAAUCGAGCAGGUUUCCUAUUCGCCCGUCGCGAUGGCAUAUUUCUUCUUCGGUAUGAGCCUAUUAGAGAAAAAACCUAUAAAGACAUGUGCUAAUGAAGUUAGAGAGAAAUUUUGGCCGACAUAUAAAGUUGGGGCUGUUUUCUGGCCGACAGCGCAAACUGUUAACUUCUAUUUCGUAUCUGAAAAGAAUAGAGUCGUUUUUGUUAGCUGUGCUAGUUUUAUCUGGACAAUAUUCAUGGCUCAUAUGAAAGCCAAAGAUCAGGACCUGGUCAUCAAUAACGAAGAUAUCGGAGAGAAGAUUCAAGAUGCUCAAGUCAGUGAAUACGAAAACUUGUCAAAUGAACAUACAAGCUAA